Ceraceosorus bombacis is the source of this 555-nucleotide messenger RNA. NCBI's taxonomy places the organism in Eukaryota, Fungi, Basidiomycota, Exobasidiomycetes, Ceraceosorales, Ceraceosoraceae. The record is from the annotation of a GenBank genome assembly.
AUGUUGAAACGUUGCAGAGGUUGCUAGAGGCUGCUCGGACAGCCUGAGAUGACGAAGGGAGCACAGCCUGAGCUGUCUAAUGAAGUAUCGAUACCGAUAGAACAGCGGUGAAACGGGCAUGAUGAAGAUCGUGACGAUCAGAUCUCCGAUCAGCGAGCGAUGCUGUGAGAAAGAGGCUCGAUCGUCACUUUGCCUUGACGGACCCGUGCACAUUGGUGGGGCCGCGUCGGGCGUAGGAGAUGAUCCGCACACUGAAUCGAUGCUCUGUCAGUCUGCGCGCGAUUACCGCAUACACACAGCUGUACCAGCACCACCCUUCAGCACGACGUGCAAGCCAAAGAGAAAGAAAACACCCUGCCGCUCUGGCUUUGCAAAGCUGAGCGCUUAGACUUGCUCCGGAUGCCUUUGUGAAGCUCUUUGAAGCGCGAAGGAGCAUGCGUUGCAAGGUAGAUCGCCUAUAAUUUCCGCGGGUGUCGGUAUACUCACAGCGGAAUACGGUAGGUACAUGCAAGAGCUGAUGAUUGUCUGCGGUGCCGGUGUAGCUAUGCCGGCACG